Messenger RNA from Trichoderma atroviride IMI 206040, 1995 nucleotides. RefSeq lists its product as uncharacterized. NCBI's taxonomy places the organism in Eukaryota, Fungi, Ascomycota, Sordariomycetes, Hypocreales, Hypocreaceae. Gene Ontology annotation, cellular component: mitochondrion. The record is from RefSeq and is a predicted model, not a curated record. Gene Ontology annotation, biological process: positive regulation of translation. Gene Ontology annotation, molecular function: mitochondrial ribosome binding; GTPase activity; GTP binding.
AUGAGCCUGGCUGGGAGAGCUGGACGAGCCUGGACUCGACAAUGGCUGGCGCCGCCGCGGAGUCGGGCGCUCGGCUGGAAUAGCAGCAGCUACAAUAUCGCCAUCAAGCUGUCGAGUCGAUUUCGCGGGUAUGCCUCGCAGGCCAAGCCGACGCCUGCACAGCUCGAAGCGCGGAUUGCGGCGAUCCCGAUUGAGCGGUACCGAAACUUUUGCAUUGUGGCGCAUAUUGACCAUGGCAAGAGCACGCUGAGCGAUCGGCUGCUGGAGCUGACGGGCACGAUUUCGGCGAGCGAUGCGAACAAGCAGAUUCUCGACAAACUCGACGUCGAGCGCGAGCGCGGCAUCACGGUCAAGGCCCAGACAUGCACCAUGAUCUACAAGCACAACGGCCUCGACUACCUGCUGCAUCUCGUCGACACGCCCGGCCACGUCGACUUCCGCGCCGAAGUCACCCGUUCCUACGCCAGCUGCGGCGGCGCUUUGUUACUUAUCGACGCCAGCCAGGGCAUCCAGGCGCAGACCGUGUCCAACUUCCACCUCGCGUUUGCGCAGGACCUGGCGCUGGUGCCCGUCAUAAACAAGAUUGAUAUGCCGUCGGCGGAUGUGCCCCGCGUGUUGGAUCAGAUGGAGACGAGCUUUGAGUUGGACCCCAAGACGGCGAUUAUGGUGAGCGCGAAGACGGGCAAGGGCGUUGGGAAUCUCUUGCCGGCUGUGGUGGAGGGGAUUCCGCAUCCUAUUGGCGAUGAGAAUAAGCCGUUGAAGAUGCUUCUGGUUGAUUCUUGGUAUGAUACCUUCAAGGGCGUGGUUCUUCUUGUCCGACUGUUUGAUGGAACUAUCAAGGCUGGCGACAAUGUGAUAUCCUUGGGUACGGGCAUGAAGUAUACGGUCGGCCAGGUUGGCAUUCAAUACCCCAAUGCGACACCACAGUCUGUUCUUCGUGCGGGCCAAGUUGGCUACGUAUACUUUAACCCGGGCAUGAAGAGGAUCCAAGACGCCAAGCUGGGAGACACCUUCACCACAGUAGGCGAGGAAGAAACCGUCGAGCCGUGUCCGGGUUUCGAAGAACCGAAGCCUAUGGUAUUCGUUGCCGCCUUUCCUACCGACCAGAGCGACUACCACCGUCUGGCUGAUAGUAUGAACCAACUUGUGCUCAACGAUCGCAGCGUGACGCUGCAAAAGGACUUUUCUGAAGCUCUUGGUUCCGGAUGGCGUCUUGGAUUCCUGGGCAGUCUUCACUGCUCCGUCUUUCAGGACCGCCUGAGGCAGGAGCACGGCCGCAACAUAAUCAUCACGGAGCCUACUGUGCCGACGAAGAUUGUGUACGCGGAUGAGUCGGAGGAGGUUGUGCAGAACCCGGCUUUGUUUCCCGAUAUGAGCGAUCAUAAGAUUAGAUCUGCGACCUUGUUCGAACCCUUCGUCAAGGCGACAAUUACGGUUCCUGAGGAGUAUCUCGGCCGAGUCAUUGAGCUCUGCGAAGGCAACCGCGGCGAGCAGCAGAGCUUGGAGUUUUUCCACACGGACCAAGUUAUCUUGACGUACGAUGUUCCUGCCUCGCAGCUUGUUGAUGACUUGUUUGGAAAACUCAAGGGCGUGUCAAAGGGCUAUGCGACUCUCGAUUACGAAGACGCUGGAUGGCGCCAGAGUAAGCUUGUGAAGCUGCAGCUGCUUGUCAACAGGCAGCCUGUGGAUGCUAUUUGCCGAGUGGUGCAUUCGACGCAGGUAGACCGCCUGGGCCGACAGUGGGUCACCAAGUUCAAAGAGCACGUCGAUCGACAAAUGUUUGAGGUCGUCAUUCAAGCCAUCGUGGGCAACAAGGUGAUUGCCCGAGAAACCAUCAAGCCGUUCCGAAAAGACGUGCUGGCGAAGCUGCAUGCCAGUGAUAUCACCAGACGGAGGAAGUUGUUGGAGAAGCAAAAGGAGGGAAGAAAGAGACUUCGAGCGGUGGGCAAUGUGAUUAUCGACCAGUCGGCGUUUCAGAGCUUCUUGUCGAAAUAA